GUUUACAUGAUACCUUACAAGUCCCAAUUUUAUGAUUUUUGUGAUUCUUUUCAUUUCCAAGAUCUUUGUUCGAGGAAUGAGAUGGUGACAAAAGAAGAAGAUUGUCUUCCUCCUGCCACAGAGCCGUCAAGAUGUUAUUCACCUUCUUCUUCGACUCCCCUUGGAGAGUUAGAGACUAUUCGAAGCUUAGAAAUCGUGGAACCAUCCUUUCUCUCUCCCGUUUGGUUACUGGUGAUCUUUUGUAUCAUUAACUUGUUAAACUACAUGGAUCGAGGUGCGAUAGCAAGCAAUGGUGUUAAUGGUAGUACUAAGAGUUGUAAUGAUAAGGGCAAAUGCACCCCUGCAACUGGAAUUCACUUCAAUCCAUUUAGACUUAUUGGAGUAGGCUUAACUGUUUGGACUGUUGCAGUUCUUGGCUGUGGCAGUUCCUUUGCCUUUUGGUUUAUCGUCUUAUGUCGCAUGUUUGUUGGUGUAGGUGAAGCAUCUUUCAUUAGUCUUGCAGCUCCAUUUAUAGAUGAUAAGGCUCCUCAUAAGCAGAAAGCUGCAUGGCUUGGACUGUUUUACAUGUGUAUACCAAGUGGUGUUGCUCUGGGCUAUGUCUAUGGCGGAUACGUCGGAAAACAUUUUAGUUGGAGAUAUGCGUUUUGGGGAGAAGCGGUUUUAAUGGCUCCAUUUGCUGUUCUUGGUUUCUUGAUGAAACCUUUGCAGUUAAAAGGGUUUUCUUCUACUGAUUCGAUAAAGACGGUUCGAUCAAUUGAAGUAAUGUCUUCAGAGAUAUCUAAAAACAACAACCAUCUUCAAGCUGGUAAUGCGAUUGAGAAUGAUGAAGUUCAGGUCUCCAUUGAAAAGUAUAAGUCAAGCUACACGAACUCAGUUUGGAAAUCAAUAACUCAAUUUGCGAGAGACAUGAAAGUCCUAUGCAAAGAAAGGGUCUUUGUUGUUAAUGUCUUAGGUUAUGUAGCGUACAACUUUGUUAUUGGUGCAUAUUCAUAUUGGGGACCAAAGGCCGGUUAUAACAUUUAUAAAAUGAGAAACGCUGAUAUGAUCUUUGGGGCAGUAACCAUCGUUUGUGGGAUCGUUGGAACUUUAUCUGGUGGUUUUAUGCUCGAUCAUGUCACCUCUACAAUACCAAAUGCUUUCAAGCUCUUAUCUGGAGCAACAUUUCUCGGGGCGAUAUGUUGCUUUACUGCAUUUACCUUAAAGAGUUUAUACGGUUUCAUAGCUCUCUUCGCCAUAGGAGAGCUUCUUGUGUUUGCUACACAGGCUCCUGUGAACUAUGUGUGUUUGCAUUGUGUGGAACCAAGUUUAAGACCAUUAUCAAUGGCCAUCUCCACGGUCGCAAUUCACAUACUUGGCGAUGUUCCAUCUUCACCUCUUGUUGGUAUAGUCCAGGAUCAUAUCAACAGUUGGAGAAAAACCGCGUUGAUUCUUACAUCGGUUCUGUUCUUAGCUGCUGCAAUAUGGUUCAUAGGGAUAUUCAUAAACAGUGUAGAUAACUUUAAAGAAGAUGCUGAAAGUGAGAACCGGAGCAGGCAAGAACAAUCGAGUCUGAAUCCAUAAAUACAUAAAGCUUGUGUGUUGUACAGUUUCAUUCAAAACGCCAUUCGGAUAUACACGUUUUUAGAGAAAAAAAAAAGUGAUUUCGCUAUUUUAGGUGUGUUCAAAACAUAACUGUUUUUAAGCGUACCCCAAACGCUCUAUUCACCUCACCAUUUCUAUUUAUUCGACAAUUCUAGUAUGCUAGGUAUGUGCAUUUGUUUGAAUCUGAACAAGAAAUCCUGAAUCCAUACCCGAUUUGAUUUGUAAAAACACUUAAAGCUGGAUCUGAUACCAAAG
Eruca vesicaria subsp. sativa (arugula) is the source of this 1836-nucleotide messenger RNA. The record is from the annotation of a GenBank genome assembly. NCBI's taxonomy places the organism in Eukaryota, Viridiplantae, Streptophyta, Magnoliopsida, Brassicales, Brassicaceae.